Molecule: messenger RNA, 1029 nt
Organism: Histoplasma mississippiense
Lineage: Eukaryota; Fungi; Ascomycota; Eurotiomycetes; Onygenales; Ajellomycetaceae
Exons: 5
Coding region: 1-1029 (342 amino acids)
Source: RefSeq, a predicted model, not a curated record
AUGCCACCCAACGAAGCAAUUAUAGAGCAAGCGAUCGCUCAAUUGAAUCGACAAUUGAUUCCUAAAUAUGCUGAGGUUUCAAAGGAAUUCGGAAUCAAUCGCGUUACCUUGAUGCGGCGGUUCAAAGGUCAACAGGUCUCCAGAACAGAGGCAACAUCAAUCUACUGUCAGAAUCUCACAAAUACUGAAGAACAACACCUCCUAUUUCAUAUUAAUCAGUUAUCCGAUCGCGGCUUCCCUAUGACACCUCAAAUACUGCGCAAUUUUGUAUUUGAGAUCACCAAAAUGCAAUUGCAGGAGAAAAUCAAGCAGUAUAAUAUUCUACCUCAGAACACCUACAAUUUUGAUGAAAAAGACUUUCUUCUUGGCCUCCUUCAUACCCUCAAGCGAAUCGUUUCAAUAGAAGCUCUCAAACGGAAGCAUACAAUUGGAGCAGUGCAGGAUGGCAGUAGAGAAUUCAUUUCUCUGCUUGCUGGUAUUUGUGCAGAUGGAACUACAAUUCCACCUCCACUCAUUUACCAUGGGGAAUCAAGAGAUAUGCAAGAUACAUGGCUUGAAGAUUUUGAUCCUAAAAAGAAUCAGGCAUACUUCGCUGCUUCAGAAAAUGGAUGGAGUAAUGAUGAAUAUGGGUUAACCUGGCUGAAACAGCAGCGUACACCUACAUCUAUACGAGCUUUGCGAGGCCUGAUAAAGCAGGCAAGUCAACGUCACCGCCGACUUUCAGUUGAUAUUAAAAAAAUUCUCCGCGCUGGGGAGAAUAUUGCUCUGGACAGAGAGGUUCUCUUAAUAGAGAAUAAGAAUCUUCAGACUGCUCUAAAUAAUGAGAGAAGGCGACGCAAACGGGAAGCUGCUCAACGCCGUGAGGAGGCCAAAGCUGCAGCUGCAGCUAAACGUUGUAUAGAGAAGCAACGGCGAGAUGAACAGAAGCUUCAACUGCAAAAAGAGAAGGAAGAACUUGGCAAAGAAGGCACUCGCGGAGGCCUCAAAGAGGCCUACAAGAAGAUCAACAGUGGGCUCAAAACACCGUAG